UACGAUAAAUGCUCACAGUUAUACAUACAAAUCAACGCUUUCUUCUGGCCCCCCUUGUCCCCCCGAAUUUCCUCCCAUCAUCUGUAUCUUCCUCAAUCCUUGCCGGCAUGGACGCCACCACUGACUCCCACCUCGCGGCCGGCGAUGGCAUCGAAGACCACUCCGGCGCGUCUGCCGCUGCGGCAUCUAACAACGGAUGGCAGAAGGUGACCUACGGCAAACGCCAGCGCCGCCAGAAUCCGGCGGCCACCCCCCUUCCAACGUGUUCGCAUCGGUCGAGCAGAAGGCCCACCCGGGGGCCCCGCCGCGCCAUUGAAUCGGCUGCGGCCGCUGCCGUUCAUGCUUCUGAAUCGAGGUCUGCGGUUGCUGCGGCUGCUUCUGAUGAGGAUGAGGACGAUAGCGGAGCAGAGGGAGCUGGGCAGGAGAACGGGCCGGAGGAGGUGAAGAAGGUCAAGCAAAAGAAGCCUAAGAAACCCAAGGUAACGGUCCAUGAGGCCGCUUCUAAGAUUGAUGAUGCAGAUCUCGCUGCAUACCUUGCAGAGGUGUCGGUUUCCUAUGAGUCGCAGUAUGAUAUCCAGCUGAUGCGUUUCGCUGAUUACUUUGGGCGAGCAUUUUCCAGUGUCAGUGCUUCGCAGUUCCCUUGGACGAAGCUAUUGAAAGAGUCACCUGUUGCUAAAAACAUUGAAAUCCCUAUAUGUCAUAUUUCGGAGUCAGUUUACAAAACAUCAGUUGAUUGGAUUGCUUCAAAAUCACCUGAGGCUCUUGGUGAUUUUGUUUUUUGGUGUCUAGAUUCCAUUAUUGCUGAUCUUGCAGCUCAGCAGGCUGCUGCUAAAGGCUCUAAAAAGGCCACCCAGAAACCUUCUUCAAAGUCUCAGGUCGCAAUAUUUGCUGUACUGGCCAUGACUCUUCGACGAAAGCCCGAGGUGCUCAUUAGUCUUCUACCCAAACUAAGAGAUGAUACACAAUAUCAAGGACAGGAGAAGGUUCCUGUGAUUGUGUGGACGAUUUCUCAGGCUUCUCAAGGGGAUCUGGUGGUUGGGAUGCAUGCGUGGGCGCAUUACCUAUUGCCUCUAAUCAGCGGAAAAAGUGGCAAUCCACAAACGAGGGGUUUGGCUUUACAGUUGAUUGAGAGUAUUUUGGAGAGGCCUAAAGCCCGUCCAAUUCUAAUAAAUGGUGCUGUUAGGAAAGGAGAACGCAUUGUUCCUCCUUUUGCACUUGAUUUAGUGAUGCGGGCUACCUUUCCUAUACCUUCUGCUCGAGUGAAGGCUACAGACAGGUUAGAAGCUCUUUAUCCAACCCUGAAGGAGCUGGCGCUUGCUGGUUCUCCAGGUUCCAAAGCUACAAAACAAGCUUCACAACAGAUAUUGCCAUAUGCUGCUAAGGCACUACAGGAAAAUAAUUCGUCGUUAACGAGAGAGGCUGCUAGUAUUUUUAUUUGGUGUUUGGCUCAAAAUUUAGACUGCUAUAAGCAAUGGGAAAAGCUUCAUUCAGAGAAUGUGGAAGCCAGCGUUUCUGUUCUUAGGAAGCUAUCUGAUGAAUGGAAAGAACACUCAACCAAACUCUCACCUUUUGGUCCUUUGCAGGAGACUCUUAAACACCUCAGGGCUUUG
Messenger RNA from Phalaenopsis equestris, 1610 nucleotides. RefSeq lists its product as uncharacterized. Lineage: Eukaryota; Viridiplantae; Streptophyta; Magnoliopsida; Asparagales; Orchidaceae. The record is from RefSeq and is a predicted model, not a curated record. Gene Ontology annotation, cellular component: endoplasmic reticulum; Golgi apparatus.